Molecule: messenger RNA, 1524 nt
Organism: Colletotrichum truncatum
Lineage: Eukaryota; Fungi; Ascomycota; Sordariomycetes; Glomerellales; Glomerellaceae
Product: pantothenate transporter
Biological process (GO): transmembrane transport
Cellular component (GO): membrane
Molecular function (GO): transmembrane transporter activity
Source: RefSeq, a predicted model, not a curated record
AUGGCUUCAUCCAAUGACACCCAACUUGGUGCGAUGACAAACUUACCAGAGAAAGACACUCGACAUAACAAGACCGAUGAGAAAGAUGGCCAGAUUGUUGAGUUUGACGAUUCCUUUACGGCAGAGGAAGAAAGGGCCGUUCUUCGUAAAAUUGACUUAACUAUUCUACCCAUGAUGUGUGUCGUUUUUUUCCUGCAAUAUUUAGACAAGCAGAGUCUAAGUUAUGCGAGCGUAUUCGGCCUCAUCACCGAUUUGCGGAUGACAAGCACGCAGUACUCUUGGUGUACAUCCAUCUUCUACAUUGGCCAACUUGUAUCCGAAUACCCGUUCAUUUACUUGAUGAGCAGGUUUCACCUCACAAAGUUUGUUGGAGUUACAGUUGUGAUAUGGGGUAUCGUAUGCAUGUGCCUCGCCGCCCCAAACAGUUACGCUGGUUUCGCCGCAGUGAGAUUCCUCCUCGGAUUUGCCGAAGGAGCUGUUUCUCCAGCCUUCAUUACGAUUACCAGUAUCUGGUAUCGGAAGGACGAGCAUGCACUCCGUACCGCGCUUUGGAUCACAAUGAAUGGUUUGGCCCAGAUUUGUGGCUGUCUGCUAAUGUACGGCAUUGCAAAGAACACCGCGCUGACUUUGGCUCCUUGGCGGACACUGUUCCUAGUCUGUGGGGCUAUAACUUCGGCUUCGGGGGUUGUUUUCUACUUCUUUAUGCCUAACGGCCCGAGGGAUGCUUGGUUCCUGUCGCCUCGUCAGAAACAAGUGCUGUCUAUGCGUAUGGCCAAGGACCGCGAAGGUGGUGACAAGACGUCAUUCUCGCUCAGGCAACUAAAAGAAGCUCUCCUGGAUGUGAAGACCUGGUUUGUCUUCUGGUUUGGUGUACUAGUCACCAUGCAAUCUCCAGUGCUCACGUUUGCCUCCUUGGUCAUCAACACUAUUGGCUACGACAAAUUUGAGACAAUGCUGUACACGGCUCCUUCUGGCGCUGUGCAAGUAGGAAUGCUGUGGUUGGGCGUUUGCGGUUGCAUGUUGUUUCCUAAAAACAGGACAUUGGUUGCUCUUGUGCUCAUUAUCCCACCAUUAGUUGGAAAUAUCCUACUAUUGCAACUGUCGACUGAAGAUGGCUGGGGCAUGAUUGGAGCAUCCUGGAUGGCAUCCUGCAUCACUGCGGUGUGGUCGAUUUUACUAUCUCUUACUGCUUCAAAUGUCAAGGGCAACACUAAACGUGCUAUUGUCAACGCCAUGUUCUUCAUUGGAUACUGUGCAGGAUGUAUUGGAGCUCCGCAACUUUGGACCGAGAAGCCGCGGUACUUUAAGGGUGUUGUUACAGCAAUUGUAACCUGGUGCCUGCUCUUCAUAGUCAUCAUUGCCUACCGAUUUUUGUGCUCUAGGGAUAACUCUAAGAGAGAUGCGGCCUUUGCUCAUAGUCAGGGUACUGAGGGCGGUCAAGCGGAGGUCAUUCUCGAUGCUGCAGGGGCACUUGAGAGUGAUGUAACGGAUAAGGAGGACAAGCAGUUUAGGUACAGUGUUUAG